Theobroma umbraticum is the source of this 2983-nucleotide messenger RNA. RefSeq names its product putative disease resistance protein At1g50180. Gene Ontology annotation, biological process: defense response to other organism. Lineage: Eukaryota; Viridiplantae; Streptophyta; Magnoliopsida; Malvales; Malvaceae. Gene Ontology annotation, molecular function: ADP binding. The record is from RefSeq and is a predicted model, not a curated record.
CAUUGGACCUUCUCAGUUUCAAGGAAAUUACAUAAUUGACUUGGAUCUUUCUUCCAAAAAACAGAAGAUGAAUCCUUUUAGCUGACAAAUACAUUUGAUACCGCCAUUCCAGAGAGCGCUAAGCAUGGCUGAAGCUGCCGUUUCCUUUGUUGUAGAAAGGCUAGCUGGAAUACUGGAAGAAAUUGAUUUUCAAACAGGUAUUCGAAAGGAAGUAGAGCGUCUACAAGAGGAAUUACUUCGGAUGAGAUGUUUCUUAAAGGAUGCAGAUGCAAAGCAAGAUGAUGAUGAGAGAGUGAGCAACUGGGUGUCUGAAAUCAGAAAUGUUGCUUAUGAUGCUGAAGAUCUUAUCGACACUUUCCUCCUCAGAAUUGAUUCCCUCAAGAAAAAGAACUCCAUCGAAAGGUAUGCUUCCAUUUUCAAAGAAUGGAAAUAUCGCUCUAAGGUUGCAAACGAGCUUCUAUCCAUCCAGAGAAGAAUCCUUAAUAUAUCUGCCAGUCGUGAAACCUAUGGUAUCAGAAACAUUGGAGAGGGGAUUAGCACUGCAAGGGAGAGGCUUCGGAAGCUGAGAAGAUCAUCUCCUCGCGGGGAAGAAAAGGAUAUCGUUGGCCUGGACGAUGAUAUAGCUAAGCUGCUGACGCAACUUGUCCGAACCGAGGGCCAAUGGCAUGCGAUUUCAAUAGUCGGAAUGGGAGGCAUUGGUAAGACAACUCUAGCAAAAAAAGUUUAUAAUCAUGGUGAUAUCCAGGCUCGUUUUCCUUCUCGAGCAUGGGUUUACGUAUCCCAGGAUUUCAGUACUAAAGACAUACUUCAGGCAAUUAUAAAGCAAGUGGCAUCACCGCGAAGAAAAUUGGAAAUGUUGGAGGAAGAAGAAUUGGAAGCAAUUCUCUACGAACACCUAAGAAAGAAACGGUAUUUGGUAGUCUUGGAUGAUGUAUGGAAUAUCGGAGCAUGGAUCUCUCUUGCAAAGGCCUUUCCAGACAGAAGUAAUGGAAGCAGAGUGAUGAUUACAACUCGCAACAAGGGUAUUGCUUUGAAAGCAGAUGCUCAAAGUGUUCCCUAUCAUUUGCAUUUUCUGAGCGAAGAAGAUGGAUGGAUGUUGUUCUGCAAGAAAGCUUUCAUUCAUGGCGUUGAUUCAUAUCGUUCCCCACAGUUGGAGGAAAUAGGGAAAGAGAUCGUGGCAAAAUGUGCUGGUUUACCACUGGCCAUCAUUGUGGUGGGAGGAUUGCUUUCAAGUAAAAGAAAUUUGGGCGAAUGGAAAAGGGUUCUUUCCAACAUGAACUCGCUCUUUGCUCGAGACCCAGAUGGAGUGUCAUCUAUACUAGCUUUGAGUUAUAACGAUUUGCCUUAUUACCUCAAAUCUUGCUUCCUCUAUCUAGGACAAUUCCCAGAAGACCGUCUGAUUCCCACACAUAAAAUGUUUAGGCUAUGGAUUGCGGAGGGUUUGAUUCCACUGCAAGAGGAAAGGAUGGAGCACAUAGCAGAGGAUUACUUGAAUGAGCUAAUUGAGAGAAACAUGGUUCAAGCAGCCAAAUGGAGUGUCAACCAGAGAGUUAAACAAUGUCGUCUUCAUGAUCUACUACGAGACCUCUCCAUCUCAAAGGCCAAAGCAGAAAGCUUUCACGAGAUUCAAGGGAGUCAAAGUCUCCACCCUUCAGCUAGAUCACGUCGUCAUUCCAUCUACUCUGCAUUUCAUUGGCCCCAGUGCAAGUAUAUCAAUCCCCACCUCCGGUCGCUCCUCUUCUUUAGAGUUGAUCAUAACCAAAGCCAGGUUAAUUAUUAUAUAAAUGAUCCUUAUAAAAUGGAAGGCAGCGAUCUAGAUUAUGUUAGCAGAAACUUCAAAUUACUCAGAGUCCUUGAGUUGGAGGGUAUACCAUGUACUACCAUUCCAAGCAUAAUUGGGGCAUUAAUUCAUCUGAAGUACUUGGGGUUGAAGGAGACCAACCUACAGGGGCUUUCACCAGCCAUAGGUUCUUUGCGGAACCUACAGACUCUUGAUGUAGCGGCAAAUCUUCAUCUCCAAACAAUUCCCAACGUAAUAUGGAAGAUAACAAAAUUACGGUAUCUUUAUAUGUGCGGACAUAAAUAUGGGGGGCCUCUGCGAAUCGACACAUUACAGCAUCUCCAGGCUCUAUCAGAGAUAAAUGUCCAAAAAUGGAUGCAAAACAACCCUGCAAAUUUAACAAGCCUGCAAAAAUUAGGAAUCAGAGGAAACUUCAGCUUGAAAGCAACUGAAAUAUUUAACUCCCUUGUGGCGCUUGUACAACUUCAGUCCCUGUACCUGCGUACUGAAGAUGCUGAAUUUCCAUCGCUCACUCAACUUUCUGCUCUUCAAAAUCUCGUCAAGUUGCAUAUGAGAGGAACUAUAAGGCAGUUACCUAGCUCGCAGGAAUUCCCACCCAAUCUCUCCCAGUUGACAUUAGAACAUACUCAUCUCAAGCAAGAUUCGGUGGGGAUACUUGAGAACUUGCCAAGAUUAUUGAUUCUGAGACUGAAAGCACACUCCUACGAUGGAGCAAAAAUGGCAAUAUCAGUCCGUGGCUUUCCUCAACUUGAGUUCCUGGAGUUUCACUCCUUGGAAUCCUUGGAAGAGUUAAAUCUUCAAGGAGGUGCAGCGCUAAGGCUUGGGAGUUUCCGGAUAAUCAAUUGCGGGAACUUGAAGAUGCUCCCUGAAGGAAUGAGAUACCUUACUGCUCUCCGGGAGUUGGACAUUGAAGAGAUGCCAAAAUCAUUCGUGGAUAGGAUUCGAGUUAAUCAAGCAAUCAGACCGCUCCUCCUAGUCAGAUGUUGAAAGAUUUAACACAGGUAAAUGCUCUCUUGCAGGCAAAGUACAAUGCAUUUGUUUAAUGAGGAAGAAAAUGUCUGCAUGAGGCUUAUACAUGGAACAAGAAAGAUUAAAAGAAGCCAAAAAAGCCAGUAGAAACAAAGAAAAUAUGCUUUUGACUCAUAAUUUUUAAUCGCUCCUUUGAGUGAAAUUUUGGUAACU